Pocillopora meandrina is the source of this 5767-nucleotide messenger RNA. NCBI's taxonomy places the organism in Eukaryota, Metazoa, Cnidaria, Anthozoa, Scleractinia, Pocilloporidae. The record is from the annotation of a GenBank genome assembly.
AUGUCAAAAACAAAGAUAUUUUUUGUCAGUGUAGUAGUUAUCUAUGCUGAGAUAGUGGCGAGUUGUGGAGGCAAAGGUUAGUUAUCCUCAAAAAAACCCUAUUACGUGAAUUUUAAACGUUGAAAUGUUCGCAAUUUCUUUGCUGCAAAUUAUUGCAAGAGGGCAACGCCACAUAAUGUUACUGCCUAGCGUCUUGCAGAUGGAUGUUUCAAGACUCAGAAAUUUCAAGUUUCCUGCAUGGUCUGAUAAACGGUUACAAAUAGAAAGAAAAUGUUUACUAGGUGGCAUUUAGUAGCGACGUACAUUAGUUUAUCAACAGCCGCAUAGAAGAGGCUAAAGCAUGAACCACUUUUUCUAUGACAUGUUAGUAGUUUGACAAAAUUUAACUUUUAGUCGUAAAAAAAAGUUAACCGUUGAAAUUUCUUUUCAACAGUAACGGAAAGAAUUUAACCGUUAGCCGCAAAAUGGCUAGAAUAUUAACCGUUCGCCGUUAAAGCCAUUAAUCCAUCGAGACAAUAUAUAAUAUACAAUAUGCAUCAUAAGUAAUAAUUUAAAUCUUAAUGUUCACACGAAGGGGCUUCUUCUCUGCCAUGCCAAUAAUUUUUUAACCACUUUCUGAGAAUAACAGAAACAACCGAAUCACGAUUCCGAAUUACAUUCACAGCAUGAUAAAUUACAUGAGCUCACGUAUUGUAAAAUACCGUUUUAAUCUCACACCAAAUUACAAAUGUUUCAUUAGAACAAGGAAUGGGAAAUAUAUGGAAACUUUCAAGAUGUUGAUUUACUGGAGAAAAUUUCAGAGGAAAAUAAAUUGUCCUAAUUUUCUCUAUUCUGAAGUUUGAAAUAUCGAUACAAGAAACAGGAUGUUAACAAGGAAAAAACACGAAACUGGAAAAUAUGAUAUCUUUUCUAUUUAUUUUUCAAUCCUGAAAAUCUUUAUAAAUUGGACUAGUUUCAUUUUUUACAUUCAAAAUAUAUCUGUCGCUUUUCUUUCGAUGGCUUCAGGCGUUUGCUCCGAAUAAGUGAUUCAGCGAGGAAUUUGAUAUCAUGAUCUAUGCCAGAAAUGGAUCAAAAGUUAUUUCAGUUUGUAAUACAAGAGGUUACACAUUUCAAUUGUAAAUUGGUACUUUCGCGUACAUCUGAGGAAUUGCGCUGUUUUUUUCACACCCUACUUAGAACCAACGCAACUGAAGUAACUUCUUAUUCCGGAAAUGAAAAAGGUUAUUAAAUGUAUUUGCAAUCGUAUAUGGUAACUUUUUAUCGUUUGUUUUUAGGUUUUACCGUUAACAAAUUUCAUAAUGUUUAAAAAGCCGUGAUGAUAGUGGCACCCUUUUUUAUCACAGUUGUUUGUUCCUAUUCCUCUUUCACUGGGGAUUAAUUAUAUUUUAUCCAAUAUUUGUAGAAACUAUUACAUGAAAAUUAAACGUUUGUUGUUAUUAUAUACAGUCCUAAACAAACAAUCAGAUGUUAGCUAGGAAAGGAAAGAUAAUAGGUAGAAAGAUACAAUGAAGUUUGUCGCUUAUAUUGAAAAGGUUUGUUUAUUGAUUCAUCGAUGCAAAAAAAAUUUCCUUUUUCCCACGAGAAAACGCUUGGGAAUAGUUAUUUUAAGAAAUGAAUUUCGAAUGGUUUACGUAGGUUAUAGCGAACUAAAAAAUUAAAAACUUUCUUUACUAAGUCGGAUUUGUGCAGCUGAAAGUUUAUGCCAUACGCAGCGGAUUCUUAUUCAACUCCGGUAAACGCUCUCUCGCAUUCAAAUUGAGAUCUUAGCUAUUUGAAUAUUAUUAUAAAUAUUAUCAGCUAAUCUUCGUCGCCAUGGUUUUAAUCUCGCACUUGCCUUUGGUUAUCGAGUGAAUCGACUGUAAUUCUAUAAGAACUCUGCCUUCCUCUACGAAACUGCUUUUACACAGAAGUUUGUAAAUCUCAUAAUUUCGUUAAGAGCAAACAUUCCAUAUCUAAUUUAUUGUCUCAGUCUUCAUUAGUAUUUGUAUUUGUUUUAUAAACUGAGUUAUACAAACAACACUGCCAUUUUGCUGAAUUCCCUGUAAAUCUAAUUAUUUUCGGGGUUACACGAAUCACAUUUAACGCAUUUCUAAAUCGAAAAACCUCUAUUUGUAAACUCCGUAAAUGCUUAUGUUUAAGCAAAGUAAGAAAACCGUGAAUUUAAAGAACUUUGUAAAUAAGAUUGUUUUGAGAUUCCGUAUGUCCCUGACCUGAGGUGAUGAGGUUAUUAUCCAGACUAAAUGAUAUUAGGUGAAGCAAUUUCCGUUUCUUUGUACUAAAUGCCGUGGUGAAAACGUAAACGGACAAUGCCUGAAAAGCUCAUAACUUUUAAUUUACAAAAUAACAUGAGCUUCAUUAAUACACGCAAAUUAAUAAUUAUUUUAGUUUAUCUAACAUGUUGAAGGCUGUUUCAUUUCGAAUCUUUUAAAUUAAAAUCUUAAAUAUAAACUGUCGAAUGAGUACCCUAGCAUAACAUGUGUUUUUUUACUUAAGAAUUUAUUAGUAAUAAUUUUUCUUUCUUAUACUUUAGGAAAUAAAUGGGAUCGUUUGCUGGGUGAGUAUCGAAUGCAAAUGAUUCAGUCAAUGUCUUUAUAACGAUUAGGUUGAAGGGAAAAGGAAAGAAAGAUGUCACUUUUACAGACAGCUUCUAAAAAUCGUUUCAAUAUUUAUUUCCUAGCCUAAGAACAUCUAUGCUUUACUAAGGCGGCAAUAAAAUCGCAUACUCGUCGCUUACAGUUCCUCGCCCUAGUCAUGAUCUAAACUUGUGCAACGAAAUACGACCCCUAAAACUUAUUCUGCAGACUCUGAAUGAUGCUUUCGAAAUUUCAAGAGGGCCGUAGCCUGCUGAUGUUGUUUUUUUUUCUGUUGUUGUUGUUGUUGUUGCUUUUUCUCUUACCGUUGAAAUUUCUUGAUCUAAGGUUUAGAGUAAUUUGAGAAAAAGGGAAAAUGCGUAACAUGGAGAGUUUGUAACCCAUUAACGUAAGGGUUUAAUCUCGGUGACGCGAGAAAAGAAUCUACUGAAACGUCGCUUUUAGACUUGCUUUUACAGCCUCACACUUUUCGUGUAUCGUUUGACAAUGAGUGAUUGCUCACUCUUUUAUUUACCUACGUGAUAUGUUCUUUGUCACUAUUUUUUUUCUUCGUUUCUGCCCAGUGAAUUUCCCGAAUCGAACGCCACUUCCGCGGACGGAAGAUCAAGCUUUAAAAGAGGGAUGGAGAAACGACGCCUCGUGUGGUAUUACAAGACAUUUAGUUUGUUGAAUAGAUCGUACCUAGACACCGCACACAUUCUUAGCAUUGUAGAUGUCUUCUUCUGACAAAAGUUUUUACUUUUAACUGAUAGUGAUCUGGCCAAAGACAAAACAAUUUUUUUAAGCUCCUCUUCUUUCUUUUCGUGGAACGCGGUCUCAACAGUUUUUCAUUCGUUGCAGACUCUCAAAAUCCAUUUUAUGGAAACAGAUAUGCUCUGGGCGAUGAUAUUUCCACGAGAUUGUUAUUUGAUUCUGAAGGAAACCUCGCUGGAAUACAAGGGACGGUGAGAUUGCGAUAGAUGCUUUAGCUCUUUGCGUGCAUUGGACUACAGGCAGUUCCUCCUCUUCGGCAUAGUCCGUUAAGCAAGUUAAAGAAAAUCGGCGAAAUGAUAAAAAAGAAGAAGAAAAGACUGAUGUGAACGCGCCGCACGGAGCUCUGGGAGAACUCUUUUUGUUUGUCUCACUCCCAGAGUUCCGCGUGGGGCGCUAACAUCAGUUUUGUUUUGUAUGUUCUUUUUUCUUUUUCUGAUUGGCGCGACGGUCAUCGGAUGAAAGGAAGGAUUGCCUGUAGUCUAAGUGCGCACUAACACAGCCAAAUUACUGGAAAACCCACAGUUUAGUUGUAAAAACCACCUUUCGUAGUUGAGGUAUUACUCAAAGUACUUGUAAAGACGGGAAUUGUUAAAAUAUAUGCUUUUGGAGUUAGGCAGUCUUCAAUUCAAUUUACUUAAGGCUAGUUUAUCAACUUGGACCAUUGGACCACCGUCUAAUAAAUUAAUUACAAUAUGUGUUCCUCCCUACCCCUAAAAGGUUACAGAAUCAGAUGACCUUAUCCUCUCACCCACCCGACCCCGACCGUCGGCUUUUGUCAAGGACGAUCAUGGCCACUACCUUUUGACGGCGUACUUCACUAAAAAGCCUCAACACAUCUGUAAGAAGAAGCCUCAACGUAAAGGCGAGGACACUCUUGUCAUCCAGACUAGUGACGUCAGAUUGUGUGGCAAACCGAGGUUUAUGGAAAUUCCUCUUGAGGAAAAGAAGCUGGACAGCAAAUGGGUGCAGGGACAAUGCUUUAGAAACAUGGGUCAGAACAGUCAAAUUCGUUUUUAAAUCGUCAAUACUAUUUGUCUUAUUCUUUACGAUGCUUUUUCUUCAACUUUUAGCUGAGUUUAUGAAAGCAUGAGCUCGAAUGAACAUGCGUUUUUUUUUCUUUUGUAUUUUUCUGUUUCAGCUGAGGGGAGGCAAACACGAAAGGGAUAGACACGCACUAGCUUUUAAAUUUGCCGAGUUGAAAACCUUUUUAUUAAGACGUGUUAUAUUUCUAUACUGUUUUCACUUACUCCAGCACCUUUUAACCCCAAAUCGGUAUGCCAGUUUAUGAUAUGAGAGAAAGUCGAUUCCCCAUACAUAUACAUAUAUAUAUAUAUAUAUAUAUAUAUAUAUAUAGAUUUACAAUUAAAAACUUUUAAUACAAAAUCUCUGCUUUUCCAGGAGUCCACUACUGGUACGAUAUUUCCGAAAACAUGCACUGUGACCAGUCCUACCCAGUGUUUCUGUUGUACGAUCCGGUGACUCGCCGGCUCAAGUCUUUUGGAUGGGCGGCAUUAGCUAACCUCACGAGUCCUAUGUGGGAGCACCCUCCAAUCCCGUUUCUAUCGGUAAGGAUGAGGCUGUUUCAUCAAAAAAUUUCUGGUGCUUUUCAUUCGACAAGACCCCCUGGGAAAAAGGAUGGAGGAAGUUGGGUCGGGAAGCAUUCAAAGAAAGUGUGGGGUGUGCCGCCGGCUCUUAAAACCGUGAACCUAUUUCAGGGAAAAUCCCUUCGCUACUCUUAAGAUAAGGAUUUUUAUGAAUUGUGGUAUAUCAAUAACAUGGAUGCAUGCUUGUGAUAGAGAAAUUUUAAGAUUAGACUUAGAACAAAUUACCAGAAGCAGAAAUAUAUAUAACGCAUCAACCCAAUUUACAAUUCGUUUAAGGCUUCUGAUCCAGAACGACAGCUUAUUCAAAAGGCCAAACAGUCAGAGUCUGUACUAUGCUUGAGAAUCAUGACCCCGAACGCCACACCCUUUUGGUUGGUGCAUGCAUUUGUUUGGCCGAAAUAAAGAGUACCCCACCCACCGGGUCUGACUGACCAUUCGCAUGAAGAAUACUGUUUUUAAUUGGAUCUGAGCGACCACAGGAGUCACUUAUUAAGUUAAAUCCGCUACUUUUGAUUUUCAGCUCUUCUUCAAACCUCCGGUGCCCAAAUGUUUCCUGAGCAGAAAAGUAAUUUCAACUCAGCAUAUUUAUCUCACCGAUCCGAAUCAGUUAAUUUGCAGAAAGUAAAAGAGUAAUCAUUUAAUCACUUGAUGGUGGAGCACUUGACAAGUGCCUGAGUGCACGGGCUGCGCACGUGAUUGCAUUUACCCGAUGGUCAUUUCCGUUAUGUGAAUAAAGAAGAAUAAGCUGAUAAAGUAGCAGUUCUGUUGUUUUAGUUUGCUAUUCUAGACAUAGAUGCCAUUGGACAAUUAUCUAACAAG